AUGGCUCUCCACAACUUCCGAUCCUUAGCAGCAUUUCUCCUGUUGGCAGGCCUCCCGCUAUCCCUUUCUUUUUUAUUUCUCCUUCAAAUAAGCCUUUUUUCUUUCUUCGAUAAAUAUCUCCCCGUUUUUCUGGCUUCCAUUUUUUCUAUCUUUUCUUUCUUCGUUUCUUUCUUUCUUUCUUUCUUUCUUUCUUUCUUUCUUUCUUUCUUUCUCCUUCACUCCCAGCCUUUCUUUCUUUCUUCGAUAAAUAUCUCCCCGUUUUUCUGGCUUCCAUUUUUCUUCUUUUCUUUUUUUUCUUUCUUUUCUUUACCAUUUCUUUUUUUUUUCUUUUUUUUCUUUCUUUCUUUCUUUCUUUUUUCUUUUCCUUCACUCCCAGCCUUUCUUUCUUUCUUUCUUUCUUUCUUUUCAUUUUUAUCCUUAUUCUUAAAAGAAAUACAUAAAGACGGUUUUAUUUCCCACCAGUUAUAUUUUUUUAUCUAUUUUCGCAGCGUUCUGAAAUUUCGGAUGUCCACCUCCACUUCCGUUUUUCCACUUCCGUUUUUUGUUUUUCUUCCACUCCCUGUUUCCUUGGAUAAAUUUAUUUUAUCUUCCUCAUAUUUUCCUUCCUCUUUUUUUUUUUUUGAGUUAACCUCAUAUUCUUUUUUUUACUUUUUCUUUCUCUUCUUCUCUAACAUUCUCUAUUUCUCCUUUGGUUUUCCUUUUUCUCAUCUUAUACUUCAUCUAAUUGUUUUUUUUUUUUUUUUUUUCUCCGUUUUCUCAUCUCUUGAAUCAAUUUUUCAUUCGCUCGUCCAUUUUAUUGUAUUUGUGGCGGGGGGUGUAUUUAGCCUUUCCUAUUUUUCAACCUUUUCUUCUUCAUUUUUCAUUACUUCUUUUCUUACAUUUUUUUCUUCUUCUUCAUUUUUAUUUUCUUUAAAUUAUUUUUCGGUCGUUUUUGUUACGCCUUUCUUCUACUUCUUCUUCUUCUUCUUUUUCUUCUUCUUCUUCCUGCUCCUCCCCCUUCUCCUCCUACUCCUCCUUCUCCUACCCCUUCUUCUUCUUCAUUUUCCUUUUGCCUUAAAUUACUUUAAAUUAAUAACUUCUUCUUCUUCCUCCUCCCCCUCCUCCUUCUCCUACCCCUUCUUCAUGUUCAUUUUCCUUUUGCUUUAA
Acanthosepion pharaonis is the source of this 1146-nucleotide messenger RNA. NCBI's taxonomy places the organism in Eukaryota, Metazoa, Mollusca, Cephalopoda, Sepiida, Sepiidae. The record is from the annotation of a GenBank genome assembly.